Molecule: messenger RNA, 2734 nt
Organism: Grus americana (Whooping crane)
Lineage: Eukaryota; Metazoa; Chordata; Aves; Gruiformes; Gruidae
Product: histone H1.11L
Exons: 1
Coding region: 1-741 (246 amino acids)
Biological process (GO): nucleosome assembly
Cellular component (GO): nucleosome
Molecular function (GO): structural constituent of chromatin; DNA binding
Source: RefSeq, a predicted model, not a curated record
AUGGGGGCGCCGCUGCUGUUACCGCAGCCACUGCGUUGUCGUCUGUGUGGUAUCGUCAUGUCCGAGACCGCUCCCGCCCCAGCUGCUGAGGCAGCGCCUGCCGCCGCCCCGGCCCCCGCAGCCAAGGCCGCCGCCAAGAAGCCGAAGAAAGCGGCGGGCGGCUCCAAAGCCCGCAAGCCCGCGGGCCCCAGCGUCACCGAGCUGAUCACCAAGGCCGUGUCCGCCUCCAAGGAGCGCAAGGGGCUCUCCCUCGCCGCGCUCAAGAAGGCGCUGGCCGCCGGCGGCUACGAUGUGGAGAAGAACAACAGCCGCAUCAAGCUGGGGCUCAAGAGCCUCGUCAGCAAGGGCACCCUGGUGCAGACCAAAGGCACCGGCGCCUCCGGCUCUUUCCGCCUCAGCAAGAAGCCCGGGGAAGUGAAGGAAAAAGCCCCCAAGAAGCGGGCGGCCGCAGCCAAGCCCAAGAAGCCGGCAGCUAAGAAGCCCGCCAGCGCCGCCAAGAAGCCUAAGAAGGCGGUGACAGCGAAGAAGAGCCCCAAGAAAGCGAAGAAGCCGGCGGCCGCGGUGACCAAGAAAGCGGCCAAGAGCCCCAAAAAGGCGACUAAGGCUGCCAAGCCCAAGAAAGCGGCGGCGGCAGCGAAGAGCCCGGCCAAGGCAAAGGCUGUGAAGCCGAAAGCAGCCAAGCCCAAGGCGGCCAAGCCCAAAGCGGCCAAGGCGAAGAAGGCGGCGCCUAAGAAGAAGUAAGCUCCCGUGGAGGAAAGCUUUUCUUCCGCACUUAAACCCAACGGCUCUUUUAAGAGCCACCCACGUCGUCUUAAAAGGGCUGAAAUAAGUUUUGGGUUUUUUUGCUUUGUUCUUAAUAUCGCGGUAAAUGGAGGAAAUGCCUUUGAAGUUUUCGAAUCUCCCAUACGGAAGCUGGUAGUGUCCGCCGCGACUAGGAGGAACUUUAUCGUUUUAGGAACAGCUGUUGAGGCUGCACUACUAGGGAGAUCGUUCGCUCCUUUGAGGACAGACGUUGCUUCAAGGCGGUUUAAGUAUCUAGAACUUUGAAAUUAAUUCCUUUGUUUUUAAACAUAGUAUUGUAGCCACUACUUAACGCUUUCUUUUCAGAAUCCGUGCGUGCGAGUACGUGACAGGGCAAGCAGAGGGGAGGGGACGGUUUUUUGUUUGUGACUCGAUAGCUCACCUUAGCGGUAAGAUAGGAUGGGGCAGAGAGAUUUAUUUUGCACUUGACUCGAACUAUAGGAUCUAGAUCAUGCAACGUUUCCGGUUCCAAGAAUGAAUCUCACUUGCACGCUACAAAAAUAGACAUUUUAAACCAGUCGUAAUUAUUAAAGAUCAUUCAUCCAUGCAUUCUUUUUUAGAAAGCUAAGACCACUGGUGUUUCCUAAGCAUUUCCAAGCACGCUUAAAGCAAUUUAGCUCUUCAGUGAUCUAGUGGGUGGCUCUGAAAAGAGCCUUUGGGUUUCUCUGGGGAAAAAAAUUCCCGGGCGUUACUCUUUAGCGUUCACUUGGCUUUAGCCUUGUGGCUGUCGGUCUUCUUGGGCAGCAGCACGGCCUGGAUGUUGGGCAGCACCCCGCCCUGCGCGAUGGUCACCUUGCCCAGCAGCUUGUUGAGCUCCUCGUCGUUGCGGAUGGCCAGCUGCAGGUGCCGGGGGAUGAUGCGCGUCUUCUUGUUGUCGCGGGCCGCGUUGCCCGCCAGCUCCAGGAUCUCGGCCGUCAGGUACUCCAGCACGGCCGCCAGGUACACCGGGGCGCCGGCGCCCACCCGCUCCGCGUAGUUGCCCUUGCGCAGCAGGCGGUGCACGCGGCCCACGGGGAACUGCAGCCCGGCCCGCGACGAGCGCGACUUGGCCUUGGCGCGCGCCUUCCCGCCCUGCUUCCCGCGGCCCGACAUGGCAGCGACGCAGCGACUCAGCGAACUGAGAACAGCAGCAGCAGCAGCAGCUCCGCAGAAACAACGAUGAGCUGCCGGGCCGCGCACGCCCGCUUAUAUUCGCCUCGGGCGGAGCGGCGGUGCCACCGCUGAUAGGCCAGGAAGAAGGCGUUGUUCCGGCAGCCAAUGGGAACGCGGAUCGAGAGGUGCCCAAUAGCAAAGCUUAGGGCUUGGUGACGACCAGAAGUAGAACUUUCAACCAAUAGCGAUGCGACGGCGUCGAGCCGGGGCCUCGCCGAGCGCUCUAUAAAAGGGGCUCCCGCCGGCAGCGGCGUUACCGUGUGCUUCGUAAGCGCUGUUUGUGGGUGAGCGAGAGGUGCGCGUUUGCUGCGAUGCCCGAGCCGGCCAAGUCCGCCCCCGCGCCCAAGAAGGGCUCCAAGAAGGCGGUGACCAAGACGCAGAAGAAGGGCGACAAGAAGCGCAAGAAGAGCCGCAAGGAGAGCUACUCGAUCUACGUGUACAAGGUGCUGAAGCAGGUGCACCCCGACACGGGCAUCUCGUCCAAGGCCAUGGGCAUCAUGAACUCCUUCGUCAACGACAUCUUCGAGCGCAUCGCCGGCGAGGCCUCGCGCCUGGCGCACUACAACAAGCGCUCCACCAUCACCUCGCGGGAGAUCCAGACGGCCGUGCGGCUCCUGCUGCCCGGCGAGCUGGCCAAGCACGCCGUCUCCGAGGGCACCAAGGCUGUCACCAAGUACACCAGCUCCAAGUAGAGCGCCUCGGACCGUCCGUUUUAACCCAAAGGCUCUUUUAAGAGCCACCCACGUUUUCAGUAAAAGAGCUGAUGCUGUGGUGACUUGUU